Phytomonas sp. Hart1 is the source of this 2361-nucleotide messenger RNA. The record is from the annotation of a GenBank genome assembly. Lineage: Eukaryota; Euglenozoa; Kinetoplastea; Trypanosomatida; Trypanosomatidae.
AUGAACUCCAGUUCCGUUUCAAAUAGAAUCACUAUUGGAACGAACGAGUGCACACAUAAUGUAUUCAUUAAGGCAUUAAACGUUGGCGGUAUUUUGAAUCAUCACAAAGAAAAGGGCCCUUAUGAAGCACUACUUGUUCCACAGCAAUCGUCGUUGCUUUCAUGUGGAUUAGACACGUUUUUGAGGAUGUCACCACCAGCUGCUUCGGAGGACACAGUCUCUUCUUUCUCUGAAAGCCCCACUAGGAUCGCAGAAAUAUUAGAACAGAAUUCACCUUUAGGAAGCAUAUUUAAUUUUAACAUGGCCUCCUCGUCUGCUAUAUUGGACCCUGCCGAUGGAAAAGCGUCUGCUAAAAAUGCUUCAUUACAUCCAGAAGACGACAUGACGAAGGAAACUUUACAAGCGGAUUCCUGUAGCCUAUUGAAGGGAAUGCAAAAGGUCCUUUGUGAAUUUGUCCUUUUUCACCUUAUUCACUUCGAUUCGUCGGGCAAUUCGCGUUUUACGACAGCCAAAGGCCACCGAGGCGAGUUUUCAGACGCGUUGGAUGCUGUUAAGCGCUUCGGUCGGCUUGGGGUAGUACCAGUGCUCAGUGAUAUGAACCCUCUUUUUACCCUAUCAGAUUAUUCGCUAAAUCCAUAUCAUCCUCUUAAACUUCACAUGUACAUUAUUGACCGCCCAUUGAUGGACGAGCAGGAGCUGGCAAAUCUGAACCAUAGCCUGCAGCGCGUCGCGCGUCCACCACGAACGAAGGUUCCAACGGAGGGACUUCAUUCCCUCCCUCUUUCUUCUUUAUCUUUGCCGUUUGCAGGAGAAAAGUUGGGGAAAAGCGCGACUUUAAACUUCAACGCUCAGCCGGAUUGUACUCUUCCACUGGACGACGUCGUCGUUGAAACCGAUCUCAUGCCGUACGCUUCUAAGAGUUCUCGCGAGCAAACGCAUUCCGUAUUUAGUCAACACAUGAAGUUGUUCACUCAUAAAUACAGUAAGGAAAGCAUUAUGAACUACAAGAAAAUUGUCGCCGAAGACAAUGAGAUCUUUUAUUCAGAAUUUGAGCAUUUAAUGAGCAAACCAAUCUGCUCCGAACUGGUGAGGUUAGUCACUGGAUUUCUUUUGGAGGUUCAUCGCAAAACAGCGCCGUCAAAAAUAGAUCGUAUCUAUAACCGUUUUAUGGACAACACUUGUGAAAUGGUUGAAAAGAUCUGUUCGACGGGCAAUGACACUAGACGGUUUAUGAUUCUCCGCGAAGGACUUGAGAAAUUCGUUAUGUCGAAGCUCUAUCAGCGGGUUUUCAACACGAAUCCCGUUGAUUUACACAAAAAUAAAGUUUUACAGGGAAAACUCAAGCGUGCGAGCACCAUAAGCGCACCUCAACUCGACGCCUUGCUAGAGGUUGAGCAACACUACCUGUGGGGACAGACGAUGUUUGAGCUGGAUGGCAUGAAUUUCUUUAAAUCCCCCCGUGAUAAGCUACGCUGUGCGAUGCGCGCGAGUGAGUUAUUAAGCCUCAUCAUUGGCAAUGUCCUCCUCACCCGCCAGUCGGACUCCCCCCCGCCCCUCCCACGCCUUUCUGAGGCGAACGAGGCAAAGACAGGGGAGGAGUCCGUACAGAGUGGGAUGCCCAGUUUUGGCGCGGAUGUCUUUUUGCCCUGUUUUAUGCUGCUGGUCCUGCGGGCACAGCCUUGUAACUACGGGGCCAACGUCUGUUACAUCGACACCUACCGCGGGCUGGCCCUGUGCUCAUCCGAGGAGCGUUAUGUCCUCUCUAACCUCAACGCCUCGGUGGAGUUUUGGAUGGCCUACGACACAGCGGACGACGCCGAGGCGGGGGAUCCGAAUGGCGAGGGUCCGUCCUCGUUUUUUGACGAGGAUGCCGGACUUUCAACGUCAUCAGGGGUUGUCUUACGCCGGCUGAUGGAAAGGUGUCUGCAGCCUAGUAUGCUUCACGAGGAAAACCUCCUUCCAUCUCUACGACAAACCUCCACUCUUCUACACCCGACAACGACGGGGACGUCCUUCAGGAUGGAGUCACUCAGCAACGACGCACAACCCUGUCUUUCGACGGCCGUUUCUUCUUCGCUUCCGGCGAAUCCAACGCCAUCCUCUGGACCUCUUGUUGAGAAGCCGUUCUGGCGGCCAUUUCGUUUUUUUUCUUCUCACGAAACACCUACCAGCGGAGGCGAGGACCCUCCCGCAAAACCCGCCGAAUCUUCCCCAUCCGGAAUUGUGCAUCUCAAAGAUGCCCCAAUGGGCGCUAUCCGGGAUCUUUUGGUGGUGCAAAACAAAGUAUUUGAUCAGCUAACCUUAUCGGAGCUUCGCACUAUUGUCGAAGAGGCACGUGAAAUGGCGCGGCGGUGGGAUUGA